Panicum virgatum (switchgrass) is the source of this 1585-nucleotide messenger RNA. RefSeq names its product polyadenylate-binding protein-interacting protein 11-like. Bases 54 to 1043 code for a protein of 329 amino acids. The record is from RefSeq and is a predicted model, not a curated record. Lineage: Eukaryota; Viridiplantae; Streptophyta; Magnoliopsida; Poales; Poaceae. Gene Ontology annotation, molecular function: RNA binding. The transcript is spliced from 10 exons.
CGCCCCGCCCCGCCCCGCCCCUCCCCUCCUCUCCCGAGCUCCUCCCGGCUCCGAUGGCCGUCGCCGAGGCCGCCGCCGCCGACCACGCCGCGCCGCGCCCGGAGGAGGCGCCCGGAGCCGGCUCCGGCUCCGACGCCGGGGAGCGCGAGAUGCGGGAUCUGGAGGAGCUCCUCUCCAAGCUCAACCCCAUGGCCGAGGAGUUCGUCCCGCCCUCCCUCGCCUCCCCCGCCGCCGCCCUCGCGCCCGCACCCGCGCCCGCGCCGCUCUCCCCGGCCGCCUACGGCUACUACCCCGCCAACGCCGGCUUCGCGGUCGCCUCGCCGGCCCACCGCGGCGUCGUCGGCUUCCCGGCCGUCGCCGACGGGCCCGCCGCCCGCGGCAGGAAGAAGGGGGGAGCCGGAGGGUUCGGCGGCCAGGGCCACCCCGGCAGGCGCCGGACCAACAGCCGCACCAGCAUGGCGCAGCGGGACGAGGUCAUCCGCCGCACCGUCUACGUCUCCGACAUCGAUCACCAGGUCACUGAAGAAAACCUGGCAGCACUAUUUAUAAACUGUGGACAGGUUGUGGAUUGUCGCAUGUGUGGGGAUCCAAAUUCAGUUCUUCGUUUUGCUUUCAUUGAGUUCACUGAUGAGGAGGGUGCCAGGGCUGCUCUAAAUCUGUCAGGGACUGUGCUUGGAUAUUAUCCUGUCAGGGUUCUGCCAUCAAAAACUGCAAUUGCACCUGUCAACCCAACAUUCCUGCCCAGGUCUGAUGAUGAACGUGAAAUGUGCGCAAGGACUAUUUACUGCACAAACAUUGACAAGAAGGUCACUCAGGCAGAUCUGAAAUUGUUCUUUGAGUCUAUAUGUGGAGAGGUCUUUCGGCUGAGGUUGCUUGGUGAUUACCAUCAUUCUACUCGCAUCGCCUUUGUGGAGUUUGUAAUGGCUGAAAGUGCCACUGCUGCUCUCAACUGCAGUGGUGUGAUUCUAGGUUCCUUGCCAAUAAGGGUGAGCCCAUCGAAGACUCCUGUGCGUCCCCGCGUGCCUCGCCAGCUGAUGCACUAGAAGUUGUAGGUACAGGAGGUGCUGAAGGCACAGUUAUAUAUAAUAGAGAUAGACAUAUAUGAAAGGGGGGAAGUCGCAAUAUGUGUCUUUUCUUUUUAAGUUAUGGGCUCGACCUUUUUUUUUUCUUCACUAUUACCACCUUGAGUGAGUAAAGUAUCUACGCUCGGAGCCAGAGAGAGGGGAAUUUCCGGGUUGAGGUUGGGUCGUUUUACCUUGCACAUAGCGGAGAGCUUCUUAGAAGGAAGCGGGGUUGGUCUCUUGUCCUUGAUGCAACAAGGCAAAACUCCUGGACUUUUACCUGUGUUCAGUUGUUUGCUGUGUCUUGGUUGCUACUCUCAGAAACUUGGGAAUUACUUGGAGAUUAUGAACGCUUACCGUUAUGCCCUACUUUAUGCUUCCGUGUAGUUGUGCUUUUGUUCUUCCAGUUGCUCUAUUGUUCCAAUUUCUGUGUGUGAUGCGCAUUUUUAUCAUGUGUCUGUAGUUGUUUGAGACCUGAUCUUGUGUUAUAUAAACUGCAAUCAAUAAAUACUGAGUUGCAUGCA